GGAUCUGGUCGUCAUAUGACCUGACCCAUCUGAUAAAGGUGACGCUCGCGCCCCAUUUGUCCAAGGUACUGUUGAUACGCAUACCAUGACUCGACAUGAUACAGAGAAUACGCAGCUUAUAUAUGACUAUUCUGCGCCACGAACAAUGUCAUCGAACAUUAACGAAAUGCAAAAAGCCUAUCUCCACCCAUUUCUCGCCACGCCGUCCGUGCCACUAAUGUGCGACUUGCGAUUCCCACCUACAUCUCUCACUUUUCCAUCGACGUCUCCAUACGCAGGCUGCGGGUAUGAGCUACUAUUCGUCCCGCUUACCCCGGAAAGGCCUAAACAGAUCCGGCUCAUCAGCCCAAACUUUCCCUGGGCAUUUGACAUUGGCCCUGACCCCAGUGCCGGAGAAGAGGGUGUGACGUGUCUUGGCGUUCUCGUUACGCUGCACGCUGAAUUGCAGCGUCCACUCACGGAUACAGAGUGGGGCACUGCUGGACAUGACAGACGUGCGAGUCUUAUCAGAGCACGUGAUCGUCGCUCAAUGACACAACCUGCAUUGCAGGGGAGCUCGAAUUCUGCAGCACGCACCAGGCCAACGGUGAGAUCUGUACCCGGCGCAUCAGCACUAAAUAAUAGGCCCGUGCAACGAGAGAGGAUAUUGCUCCGUAUCGAUUGGCUUGGAUCUCGUGUUGCGUUCGCGGGGCUUAUCAAGGAUGAAGCAUUUGCAAGGAGCAGACUUAUUCCGGGUGGUGGGGAGCCACCUGAGACUUGGGUGGUAAAGUUCAAGAGGUUAUAAUUUUGAUUAUAAAUAUCUGGAGAAAAUGUACAAACAUCUUACUGGCGAUUUGUAUCGAUGAUGUCAAGUCCAAGCUUAACUCGUGUCGCGUCAGCUCGCUAACGACACAUUGGAGUUUGCCUUCAUUGAUAUCGAUGAAAGCAAGGAGAGCAAACUUAAAGUGCUUCUGCGCAAGAUCCAUGCAUUGUUUGUCUCUCAUUUACAUG
Messenger RNA from Suillus subaureus, 990 nucleotides. RefSeq lists its product as uncharacterized. NCBI's taxonomy places the organism in Eukaryota, Fungi, Basidiomycota, Agaricomycetes, Boletales, Suillaceae. The transcript has 4 exons. The record is from RefSeq and is a predicted model, not a curated record. The coding region runs from base 86 to 784 and encodes 232 amino acids.